AUGGACGCUGUGGAGUCCUCUUCGUCCUACUCGCCACCGUCACUGCGCCACAAGCUGCGGACCACCGUGUGCGGCUGCUUCGGCUCGCCGUCGUCGCAGGGUAGCGGCGGGGAGAGGCCACAAAACAGCGGCAGGGCCAGGUGGAGGAGGCGCGUGGCGGCCGCGGGGGAGUUCAGGUACGACCCGCUCAGCUACGCGCUCAACUUCGACGACGGCGCCAGCGGCAGUGAUGACGGCGCGGAAGCAGAGGACGCGGCCUUCCCGUACCGGAACUUCAACUCGCGCCUGCCGCCCUCGCCGGCGCCGGCGCCGGCCUCCCGAGCCGUCGCCAUCGCCUGA
Triticum turgidum subsp. durum (durum wheat) is the source of this 339-nucleotide messenger RNA. Lineage: Eukaryota; Viridiplantae; Streptophyta; Magnoliopsida; Poales; Poaceae. The record is from the annotation of a GenBank genome assembly.